UGCGGGGGCGCAGUCGCUGGGCCGCUGGCGGCGGGACGGACGAGGCCGGGGCCCCGGGUGGCACCGGCGGGCGGGCGCCAUGGAGCUGCUCUCGGCGCUGAGCCUGGGCGAGCUGGCGCUCAGCUUCUCGCGGGUGCCGCUCUUCCCAGUCUUCGACCUCAGUUACUUCAUCGUCUCCAUCCUCUACCUCAAGUAUGAGCCAGGAGCCGUCGAGCUGUCCCGGCGCCACCCGAUGGCGUCCUGGCUGUGUGCCAUGCUGCAUUGCUUCGGGAGCUACAUCCUGGCUGACCUGCUCCUCGGGGAGCCGCUGAUCGAUUACUUCAGCAACAACUCCAGCAUCCUGCUGGCCUCAGCUGUCUGGUACUUGAUUUUCUUCUGCCCCCUGGACCUCUUCUACAAGUGUGUCUGCUUCUUGCCUGUGAAACUCAUCUUCGUGGCCAUGAAGGAGGUGGUGCGAGUCCGCAAGAUCGCGGUGGGCAUCCAUCACGCCCAUCACCACUACCACCACGGGUGGUUCGUCAUGAUUGCGACUGGGUGGGUCAAAGGUUCUGGUGUCGCCCUCAUGUCCAACUUUGAGCAGCUGCUUCGAGGGAUCUGGAAGCCAGAGACCAACGAGAUCCUGCAUAUGUCUUUCCCCACCAAGGCCAGCCUGUACGGAGCCGUCCUCUUCACCCUCCAGCAGACCCGCUGGCUCCCAGUGUCCAAAGCCACCCUCAUCUUCAUCUUCACCAUGUUCAUGGUGUCCUGUAAGGUGUUCCUGACGGCCACCCACUCACACAGCUCCCCCUUUGAUGUGCUGGAGGGCUACAUCUGUCCCGUGCUGUUUGGUGCAGCCUGCGGGGGUGAUCAUCACCAUGACAACCACGGUGGGCCCCACGGCGGCGGUGGUGGGCCAGGACCCCAGCAUUCGGCCAUGCCCGCCAAGUCCAAGGAGGAGUUGAGCGAGGGCUCCAGGAAGAAGAAGACGAAGAAGGCAGAUUAGAGGGUGGCCCAAGGAGCACCAGGGAGAGAACCCGGACCUAGGACCCUCUGAGGUGGGAAGCUUCCUGUGCUCAGACCUAUCCUUUCCUGGCCUUGAAUUCCCCAUCUGCAAAUCAGGGUCAUUGGCUCACCCUCCAGGGCUGAUGUGGGGGUUGAGAUAUGAAGAUGAGGAUGAAGAACUUUUGUAGAAAUCAGGGUUCCCUCUCUCUGUCUGCCAGGACCCCAGAGAGUCACAGCUUUUGGAGGGGUUCACAGAAUCCUGGCAGCAGCUCUAGCCAGAAAGCCUGAUUGGCAGUGAUACUCUUAGUUCUAUUUUUCCUUCUUUAAAAUUGCAUCUUGGCCGGGCGUGGUGGCUCAUGCCUGUAAUUAUAGCACUUUGGGAGGCUGAGGCGGGUAGAUCACCUGAGGUCAGGAGUUCAAGACCAGCCUGGCCAACAUGGUGAAACCCCGUCUCUACUAAAAAUACAAAAAUUAGCCAGGCAUGGUGGUGCAUGCCUGUAGUCCCAGCUACUCAGGACGCUGAGGCAGGAGAAUUGCUUGAAUCCGGGAGGUGGAGGCUGCAGUGAGCUGAGAUUGUACCACUGCACGCCAGCCUGAAUGAUGGAACAAGACCCUGUAUCAAAAGAAAAAAAAAUACAUCUUAACUCCUGAAGAACUUCAAGCCAUGUUGAGAUUCAUUCAUUCGAUGGACAUUUUCUAAGUACCUGUGAGCCAAGUGCUGCCAUUUCAAAGUCUCUUCUUACCCAAGCUCCUCAGUGGCUAGACCUCGCAUGCCCAGCAGUCCCGACUCUUGCUGGGCGUCCCUGGGCAAGUUGCCUUCCUUCUCUGAGCUUGGCACUUCCCGUUUGUAUAGUGGAGACCCUUGGCCCCCCCUCUGUACGGAAGGGCUGAUGUGAAGCUGCAGCUGAAAAAGGCUCACAUGCUCCUAAGCCUCGUGCCGUCAGGAGGGGAGACGGUUGGAAAUUAUGAUUGCAAAUGGCUUUGCAUUUUAGAUCGUUCGUGUGUGUGGAUCAGAGAAACUGACAAGUUCCCUGGCACAAAGGAAGCCCUCCAUAGACAGCCCUAGGGCAGGCUUGAGAGAUCAGACGGUGUGAAAGGCUUGUGAUCUGUUCAUCUCAGUCUCCCCCAAACCAAGAAAUGGAGCCAGCUGGGUGGGGUUCCAUGAUCCAGCUCUAUCAACGGGCUCUGAGUGUGCACAGUUGGGACUGGAAGUAUCAGGUCUCAGGUCAGAGCCCAUUGUCACUCAUUCAGUCAUUCAACAAACAUACAGAUGCUUACCUACUCUGUGCUCAGCCUUGGGCUGCUGCCGGGUGGGCCAGGAACCUGCUCUGGGGUGAGCGAGGUGGAUGAUAUUAUAGCUGAAGGGUCCCUGCUGACCAUCUCAGCCUAGGUCACCAGGAUGUCUGAGAGGGUUGGGUACAUGGGAUGGGCAUGGGCAGUCUCAGGUGAGGUUUGGGCCCAGACCAAGUCGGAGUCCCAGAUGUCGCCAGGCUGCUGGAAAAGUGCCUUGUCCCUGUGAUGCCUGGGACUUGGGUGGGUCCUGGGGAGGUGAGGCCUCAGUUUCAUCCUCUUGCUUGUCCACCGCAGCUCGGCGUGGAGGGGCAGCCAAUAAAAUCAUGGUGAAUGAAC
This is a messenger RNA of Cebus imitator (Panamanian white-faced capuchin), 2610 nucleotides long. It is a transcript of the gene TMEM38A, whose product is annotated as transmembrane protein 38A. Gene Ontology annotation, biological process: potassium ion transmembrane transport. The transcript has 6 exons. Gene Ontology annotation, molecular function: potassium channel activity; identical protein binding. Gene Ontology annotation, cellular component: membrane. The record is from RefSeq and is a predicted model, not a curated record. The coding region runs from base 80 to 982 and encodes 300 amino acids. NCBI's taxonomy places the organism in Eukaryota, Metazoa, Chordata, Mammalia, Primates, Cebidae.